AUGAGCGACAAACUCAAAAGGUCGACUGCCAAGUUGGACAGCAUGGUCCUCGAGAAGAUGGACGAGAAGGUCAUGACAUCGUUGACACAGAGCAAUGUUAUGCUUGCCGGAGCAAGGAAGAGAAAGAGUGCUCAGAAACCAUACCCGGAGGACCCGCCAAGCCAACUCGGCAACCUCGGCAUUGCUCGUCGCAGACCACGACGUGAUUCAGUCUGUUGUCUAUCUACAUUUACCUUACCUCUAAUUGCGUCGAACGACUCCACCGCUACUGUUUCCGCUAUUGCCGCUACCGUCUUCGCCAUCGCUGCCGCUGUCCUCGCCGCUCUAGCUCUACCGCUACUACCGCGCUGGCAUGCCUUACGCCAUGAUGGAAGAGGCAGCAAAUCAAGAGUUGGACUGAAUAAGGAGGUAUAG
Messenger RNA from Aureobasidium pullulans EXF-150, 414 nucleotides. RefSeq lists its product as uncharacterized. Lineage: Eukaryota; Fungi; Ascomycota; Dothideomycetes; Dothideales; Saccotheciaceae. The transcript is spliced from 3 exons. Bases 1 to 414 code for a protein of 137 amino acids. The record is from RefSeq and is a predicted model, not a curated record.